Messenger RNA from Sporisorium graminicola, 1845 nucleotides. RefSeq lists its product as uncharacterized. The coding region runs from base 1 to 1845 and encodes 614 amino acids. NCBI's taxonomy places the organism in Eukaryota, Fungi, Basidiomycota, Ustilaginomycetes, Ustilaginales, Ustilaginaceae. The transcript has a single exon. The record is from RefSeq and is a predicted model, not a curated record.
AUGAUCGUCACUCCCCGCCUCGCAGCCGUCUGGUUCCCGCUCCUCCUGCUCCUCCUGUCCGCACUCGUCCAGCUCUCGAAAUGCACUCUCGGUCCACAACCACCCGCUUCUUCCGGGCCCGGCUCCCGCUCCGCUUCCGGCUCCGGCUCGGACUAUCAAACGGCCCAGUCCGGUUCCACGUCAACUUCCACGGACCCUACCACGCCGCAAACCGCACGCACUUCCGUCCAUCGACCCAGCAGCGCGAUGCUGCUGCGAACCGACUACCACAUGGUGUACGAUGAUGAAGAUCCCGCUGCUGCAAAGCUGGCCUGGCUGCGCGAGAAGAUCCAGCAGGAUCAUAGGGAGGGACCUGGAUGGGCGUACAUCGAUCAUCGGUUGAAGCAUCCGAGUGCAGAGUUUCGGUCUGCUGUGCGUACCGCGCCGGCACAACUCGAGGACGCGGGUCCAGGAUUCACGUUUGGUGCACAGAAGGUGCCAGAGACUGUGGGUGAAAGGUUGGGUGAGGACGUGCCGGUGGAGAAGUACAGCGGCAAUCUGGCUGAUACGAUGGGUCUGGGGUUUAGGGAGAGUGUUGAUGCAUCGCCUCUCGACUCUUCCCGACCAGCUGCUCGAGGAAGGUCGAGGACACGCUACAGGGGCUCCAGGCUACGAAGCGGUGGUCGCGGCGCGAUGAUGGCUAGUGGUGGAAGCACCUCGCGUUCGCCACCUGUGGCCGUCCAAUCUGAAGAAGCUCCGGUCGACGCGGCUAAUGACAACGAAGCGACAGAAAGAUUCAAAAGCCCGACUCGAUCCAACCUCGAAAGUGCCGCCGAGCAGCUCAGGGCGCUUCAACUGCAACGAGACGACUCUCAGCGCGGCCGUCGUGCCUCAUCCUUGCCUCCGUUCUCGCAUGGAUCUAUCACUACCCCUUCCUCGUCCGGCUACGACUCUCUUGCGGGCCAGCAUGGUUUAUGGCGCGUAGCCACCCCACCCAGUCAUGCCGACGGUGCUUCAACCUGGACAGCCAGCACUCCGCCCUCUGAGGAUGCUGUGUUGGUGCCGACGAAGCGUAUGCCGCCGUAUCGAGUGUGGAGCCCUCAGGCCGCUCUUCGCAGGAUCAACAUCGGGUACACCCGGUUGAGGGACGAACCAAAGGAUUACCAACAUUGGAUGGAGACGGUCGAUGCGCUUGGGAGGCAUGACUGGGGCAAGCAGAUCAGGGACCGGGUGUUAUGGGCGGGCUCGAACAGAGUACCUGACACACGAUCCGCACGGGUAGGUUUACCCUUUGGCGGCAUGACCGGUAGCACCGUCCAGAUGGGGGUGCCGCGCUUCAUCGAAGAUCCCAACGACCCGGCACCGCCUUUGGCCAGCAUCCGACGGACAGGUACCCACGAGCGUGUCCUUGCCUGGCACACGCUGGUCGACAUGGUCCCACCGGCACUCACCGCGCACUCGUCGAGCGUCUGGCAUGCUCACCGCCAGGGAGCCUAUCACAACAUUCAUCCCGAUGUUCAAGAUUCUGUCCACCCCAUCCAGUACACCUCGCAACUGAUGCGUGACAACGACGGCGCCGUCGUCCUCGAAAACGCCAUCCACGAGAAACUUUUUCGAGCACUUCGAUUCACGCCGCCAGAGGUCAAAGCGAAACUCCAGAAGGAGCUCGGCCUUCCUAGGGACAAGUACCAGCCGCUUCAAGACGUGUUGCGAGCCGAUUACGCAACGUACGGCCCGUUCUGGCAAGACUACUACAAGUCUAAGCUGCCGAUGAAGCUUACAAACCCACUUGAUUCGGACUUGACCCAUUGGAGGGCUUUUCGCAUGUGGGCUGACGCUGUGGCGGUGAAGAGGCCGCUGGUGUAG